AUGAGCUGUUUGGAUGUUAUGUACCCAGCCUAUGGACAUUACGCACCGUACGCACCGACCGCUCCUGCUUUUAUCAAUAGCUUACAGGCACCCAUCGGUCUGAGCAGCGCUUCUACUCACUGCCGGGACUUUAUGGACACUCCCAGGGGUCCCGAGGGGGUGUCUGGGGGCCCAGGCACUGGAGGAUCGACCUCCUCCUCCUCUUCAUCUUCCUCUUCCUCUUCCUCCUACACGCCGGCAGCUUCACGGCCAGAGGAGGGCCCCAAGGAGAAGCAGGAGGCCCCUGAGGCAGAGUAUCUGACGUCGCGCUGUGUCCUCUUCACCUACUACCAGGGAGACAUCAGCAGUGUAGUGGACGAGCACUUCUCCAGGGCCCUCAGCUCCUACAUGGACGGGGACGGCAAACGGCGGGCGCCAGACCAACAGGGCACAGACACCCCUUCACCAAGCAGUCGGAGAAGCUUCCCCCCUUCCUUCUGGGACAGUAACUACUCCUCGCCUCAGAGCCGCUCCCACUGUGAGACAGGAGCGCCCUCCUAUUCCAUGGACCCAUAUUCAUCAGGGCUUCACCCUGGCCUGCCACACCCACACCCACAUCCUCACCCACACGCUCACCCUCACUCUCACCCACACCCACCAGAGAGCUGGGGGUACCCGCAGGCUCAAGCCUACGGGCCGCCAAGGCCACUCCAUGAACUGUACUCCCCCUCAGCUUUAGAGCCUCACUACGGGCCCCUGCUCAUGCCCACAGUGCGGCCCCCUCACCUGCCCGCCCUGCCAGGCCACUACGAGGUGAGCAAGCUGGAGCCCAGCCCUUCCUGGCCCAGCCUCUUGCCCCCGGGAGACGUCAGCCAGACCCUGGCACUCAACAUGGACGCAGGCCUCCAGCACCACAAGAAAGGCAAGGAGCUGUACUGGUUCUAA
Molecule: messenger RNA, 924 nt
Organism: Myripristis murdjan (pinecone soldierfish)
Lineage: Eukaryota; Metazoa; Chordata; Actinopteri; Holocentriformes; Holocentridae
Gene: vgll2b
Product: vestigial-like family member 2b
Exons: 4
Coding region: 1-924 (307 amino acids)
Biological process (GO): regulation of DNA-templated transcription
Cellular component (GO): nucleus
Source: RefSeq, a predicted model, not a curated record